Messenger RNA from Olea europaea var. sylvestris, 1887 nucleotides. RefSeq lists its product as uncharacterized. Gene Ontology annotation, molecular function: protein binding. The record is from RefSeq and is a predicted model, not a curated record. Bases 121 to 1887 code for a protein of 588 amino acids. Lineage: Eukaryota; Viridiplantae; Streptophyta; Magnoliopsida; Lamiales; Oleaceae. The transcript has 6 exons.
CUGUAAAAAUCUUUAAAGUUGGCCUUUCAAUUAUAGAGGAACUUGUCAAUUAUAAAACAUAAGGUUAUCUGGAGUGCGUGUGGUGCUAAAGUUGCAGCUGGGAGAUCGGUUGUGAAGACGAUGGAGCAGCCCACAUCACGAUCCCAGGAGAGAGAGGUUGAUGAACCAAGCUGGUCACGAUACUCAGGAGUGCGUCACGCAGUAAUUGAUGGCAUCUGGAUUAGUCUCGAAAGAUUCUUCGAGCAGAGUUCCGCAUUCACAAUCAGGAUAAACGAAUCUGACGACACAGCACUUCUCCUGGCCGUCAAGGUAGGACGAGAGUAUUCCUUUAUCGAGAAGAUGGUUAAUAAGACGCCGUCAUGCUGCCCAAGCUUACUGACUCAGAAGGACAAGUCCGGCAAUACAGCUCUUCAUGCUGCGGCACAGCUCGGAAAUGUCAAAAUAGCUGAGCUGCUCGUGAACAAAAAUCGUGAAUUGCGGGGUUUUUUCAACAACGAUGGUUUGUUGCCAAUCCAAGUUGCCGCAAAUCGAGGUCACAAAGGGAUGACUUCAUACUUGCUCGAUAUCUGCCUGAAAACUAAUUAUUCUAAUCUACAUGAAGAUGAAGCUGCUGGCAGCGUUUUGCUAUCUCUAGUAAAAGCAAAAUUUUAUGAUUUGGCUUUAAAGUUGCUUGAAAAGAACCCCGAGUUGGUACGUGGGAAUGUUUCUUAUUUGGAGCUGAUGAAAACUUCUGUUUCCCGAAGUGGAAGGAUUUUGGAGCUGAUGGCUGAGGAACCUUCUGUUUUCCAAAGUGGAACAUGCUUCGGCAUUUGGGGGUCCUUAAUUUAUUCUUUGUCUGUGUCUCCAGAGGCACCUGGAAUACUUUGGAAAAAGCUUGAAGUUCUAGUACCACCUAUGGAGCGCAUUCGUCACAUAAAAUUGAUGCAUCAUCAAGCAAGUCAGCUAUUCAAACUCACAUUCUCAUUUAUUAUAACUUGGCCAUAUGGCGCCGCUGUCGCUGCAAUGAAGAGGCCAUUUAUUUUAGCGGCACAGAAUGGAUUAACAGAGAUUGUCACUAAAAUUCUAUAUCAUUUUCCUGAGACAAUAAAUUCUACAGAUGAAGAGAAUCAUUCGGGAUUUCAUCUUGCUGUAAUGUACCGCCGUGAAAAGGUUUUUAAGAUUCUUCAACAGCAGAAUAUUGGACAGGAUAAGAUGUUCUCAAUUGAUAAUAAUCGUAACAAUAUAUUGCAUUUGGCGGGAUACAGAGCCCGUCAAGACUCACUCGAUCUUAAUCGUGGAGCAAUUCUUCAAAUGCAGUAUGAAAUCAGGUGGUUUAAGGAAAUGGAGGGACUUGUAACAUCUAAAGAAAUUAAAUCAAAGAAUUCUGAUGGGAAGACUCCACUGGCUAUCUUCAAUGAAGAGCACACUAACUUGGUUUCAACUGAAAUAAAAUGGAUGACAGAAAUGGCUACUGCAUGCUCAGUAGCAUUAUCACUCAUUGUUACAGUGGCAUUUGCUGCUGCAAUCACCGUUCCUGGAGGGAACGACAGUAAUGGCCUCCCCAUUUUCUCUAACCAGACGUCCUUCUUAGUCUUUUCCAUUUCAGAUUCCCUUGCACUUGUCUUAUCUGUUACAAGUGUUCUAUCUUUCAUAUCCAUUUUUACUUCCCGCUAUGGAGUUGAUGAUUUUCUUCAUACCUUGCCCAACAGGUUGAUAAUCGGCCUAAUUUCCUUGCUCUUCUCUGUAAUAUCUCUAAUGGUUGCCUUUAGUACUACUAUAUUUCUUGUGUUUGCUAAGAAGAAUCCCCUGAUUCUCAUACCAAUAAUCAUAUCGGCUUGUUUACCAGUCUUAUUCUUUAUGGAACUGCAGCUUCCUCCCCUUCUCAAUAUGAUAAAACUUAUAUUUUGA